AUGAAUACUAGUAAAGAACCAAUAUCUCUGCGUAAUGGCAGACUUUUUAAUUCGGUUUUAACUCGAUCAGGGCCAAUGCAGAGAACAACGAGGAUGAGAAUGUCACAAGAUGCUCUGCUCGAUGCUUUUAUUUUAUUAUAUGAUGAAUGUACUAAAGAUACAUUAAGAAAAGAUAUGUACAUGACUAAUUUCAUUAAUAAAUACAGAUCAUUGUUGACAGAAGUUAAGACUUUAAGAGUUAAUUUAAAUGAUUUUGAAUUAAAAAGUAUUAUAGGACAGGGUCACUUUGGUGAAGUUAGAGUUGUAAGAGAAAAACAAACAAAUGACAUAUACGCUAUGAAAAUUAUCAAAAAAUUUGAAAUGCCUGGAAAAAUUUGUUCAGUUCUGUUUGAAGAAGAGAGAGACAUAAUGUGUACUGCCACUUCACAUUGGCUAACGACUUUACAGUAUUCUUUUCAAGACAAUGAAAAUUUGUAUUAUAUUAUGGAAUACCAUUCUGGAGGAGAUCUAUUGUCUCUUUUAGAUAGACACGAAGGAAUUUUAACACCAGAAAUGGCCAAGUUUUAUUUGGCUGAAACAGCUUUAGCUAUUAGGGCAUUACAUCAAAUGGGGUAUGUUCAUCGAGAUAUAAAACCAGAUAAUAUUUUAUUAGAUCGAUGUGGGCAUGUUAAAUUAGCAGAUUUUGGAUCUGCUGCAAAAUUAAAUUCUGGUGGUUUAGUCACUCAAAUGAUGCCAGUAGGAACACCAGAAUACAUAGCUCCAGAAAUCUUGUUGUCCUUAGGUCAUGGCUAUGAAGAUAAAAUCAAAAAGCAAUAUUAUGGAAUGGAAUGUGAUUAUUGGUCACUUGGGAUUCUUGCAUAUGAAUUGGUUGUUGGAAGGACACCAUUUUCUGGAUCACAAAUUAAAGCCACUUAUUUUAAUAUUAUGAAUCACAAAAAAAAAUUUAAAUAUCCCGAAGAUAGAUCAAUUCCAGAAUCAUUACAAGAUCUUAUUUCAAAACUUUUGGAAGACUCGAGUAUUCGUUUGAAACACGAUGGCAUUGUAAAACAUCCUUUUUUUCACGAUACCAACUGGAAUAACAUAAGAAACGAAGUUCCUCCUUUUGUUCCUUCAUCUAAUUCUCCUGACGAUGUUUCUAAUUUUAUUGAUAUCGUUCGAAAAAAAUCUGCACCUAAAAUCGAAAUGAAAAAUUGCAGAAUGAAUUUUUCCGGGAAGCAAUUGCCUUUUAUUGGUUUUACUUUUAGCCAUGUUCCGGAUAUUUGUGAAAAAAAAUUAACCGAUUCCGAAGAUAUAAAUUAUAAAGAAAAAAAGGGUCCAAAUUUUGAAUCAAUGUUUUCAAAAAAAGAAAAUAAAAAUGUUGUUUCAAAACUGAUUGAAUCACAAUUUGGUAAAAAUGAAGAAUUGGAAAAUAUGGAAAAAAAAUUUGAAGAAAAAAAAAGACUUUUGGAAAUUUGUGAAAAAGACAGAAAUAAAUUGCAAAGGGAAUUAGCUAAAUGUUUGGCUGAAAAAAAUAACAUACAAAAAAUUUUGGAAAUGGAAAGAGAGGAUCGGAGAGAAAUGGAAGCAAACGCGCUAAAACUCAUUAGUGAAACUAAAAUAAAAAUUGAGAAAAACUUUGGUAAUCAAAUCAAGCAAUUGAAUGCAGAAAUCGAGGAGGUUAAUGAUAAACUCACAGAAGCUCACACUAUAAAUAAUGAAUUAAUUAAUAAUCUCGAUCGUGUUAAAUCUGAUCUUCACACUGCUAAUAAAGAAAUCGAAAGACUGAAAAAUUUAGAAACUGAAUUUAAAAAUAAAAUGGCGGAGGCGAGGGAAUUUAAAAGAAAAAGUGUCGUUGGAAUAGAAACACGAUUGGAAAAAAUGGCUCAAGAUAAUCAGUUGCAAUCAAGUAUUUUACAACAAAAAUUAAGUGAUGAAGUUGCCAUUAAAACUAAACUCGAACAAAAAUUAAAAGAAAUUGAAUGUUCAUGGGCCAGUCAAGAAUCCAAAUUAAAACAAGAAAUAGCUGAUAACGAAGAAAAAAUUAAAAAACUCGAAUUAAAAAUUAAAUCUCAACAAUCGGAAAUAGCUACGUUUGAAAUUAAAUUAAGCGAAAAGUCAAAUAUCGCGAUUUUGGAAGAAAAAUUACUAUUGGAGAGAAAUGAAUGCAUCAAAUUACGCGACCAAAUUAUUGAAUUGAAUAAUUCUACGUGCUCUCUUUCCGAACAUAAAUCCAUUUUAGCUGCACAUGAAGAAACAAUGAAAGCUUUAGAAAAAGAAUUGCGUGAAGCUUCGGAAGAAAAAAUAAAAUUGCAAAGGAAAUUGCAGAAAACAAAAGAAGUCGAAGAUGAAAAUAGGCAAAAGUUAAGUCAUUUGGAGGUUGUCGUUGAUCGUUUGGAGCAGGGUGUUAUCAAAUUGGAAGCGGAAAAUGCGCAGUUAAAAAAAGAUGUGAUUGCACAUGCUCAACCGUUAACUUCUGAAGCUGAAACACGUUAUCGUGAGAAAAUUACGUUAUUAGAAGAUCAAAUUGCUAAAUUGGAAAAUCAAGUUCAAAAAUUAAGAGAGUCGUCUGUUUUGGAUAAGGAAUCAUUGAGAACUACUCAAGCAGCUCUUUGGAAAACGGAAAAAGAACUUUCUGAUGCAAAAAUAGAUAUUCGAAUAGCAAAACGAGAAGCUAAAACUGCCGAAGAUACGGUGACGCGUCUUCAAGAGGAAAUAAAAAAUCUUACGGAGAAAUUAAGUGCAGCCGAAGAAAAAAGUCAGAAAAGUGUAUCAGCCGAACGUGAAAAAUUAGAUAAGUUAAUUUUGGAAAAAAAUCAUGUCAAAGUUGAAUUGAGUCAAAGGGAUUCCGAAAUUAAAAUGCUUAAAAAUCAAUUGGAAGAACUUGAAGAAUUGAAAAAAAUUGAAAAGCAGUUAAAAAGAGAUCUCAUCGAAGCGACGCAAAAAUGUAAAAUGUUGGAAAAAGAAAUAGAUAAAUUACAAAAUGAAAAAGAAAAAGAAAAAAUAAAUUAUGAAUCCAUAGAUAAGAAAAAAUCGGAAAUGGAAAAAACAAUAGAAGAAUUAAAGCAAAAAAUUUCCAGUUUGGAAGUAAAUAAUGCCGUUUUAAAAGAAACCGGAGCCAUGCUCGACGAACAACUGGAAGAUUACGACAAAUUUACAUCCAGUCAAGCUGAAAAAAUUGAAAAAUUAACGGAGGAAAAGUCUUCCUUGGAAAAAAAUUUAGAAAAAAUUCAAAACGAAUUAAGAGUGUGUCGACAAAAUUUAAAUGAAGAAAAAUCAUUUAAAAUUCGUGCGGAACAAAAGGUGGCGUUUUUAGAAAGUGAAAUCGAAAGUAAAAAGGAUUCAAUAACACAAUUGCAAAAGGAUAUACAUAAUUGUAAUGUAACGAUCGAAAAUUUGAAAUCACAGUUAAACGAAUACGAAAAUAAGUGUCUUACCUACGAAAUGGAAUUAAAGGAAGGAAGGCAAAUGUACGAUGCAUUGGAAAACGAAUGUCAAUGGAUGAAAAAAGAAGCGUCGACUUAUUUAACAAAUUUAUAUUCUUUAAGAGAAUCUAAUUACAAAUUAACUCAAGAUCUGGAGGAAGAACAUACCAUGGUGGAAAGGUUACAAGAAAGAAUAACCGAGUUACAAAGCGUCGUAACCGAAUUGGAACAUUUUCACAAGCAAAGAGAAGUUAAAGAUGAAGCUACAAAACAACAACAAAAUAAAUUAAUUGCUUUCCUACAGGAGAAAUUAGACGAUACGAAAAAGAAGAAGUCCUUAACUGACGUUCUUUUCGGAACUCGAAAUAAGGAAAAUUUAAUUCCUUUUAAUUCUCCUCCGUCUAAUAAAAACGUGGCGAACGUUUUAAUGAAGAACAAGUCACCGAGAAAUUUGUUAAAUUCUCCAAGCACAAAAGAAGCCUUAAAUCAAAUUGUCAAAUCUCCAACAAGUCAAUCAUAUUUUCAAAGGCAAGCUUCGUUGCAAAGAAUGCAUCACAAUAUACCUCACAGGUUUAAAAGUCAGACAAAAAUCAAAAGUGGUACCUGUAAUGUGUGUAAUUUGCAAUUAAGUCGUAACGGUCAAUGUUCGAUAUGUACUCAAUGCAAAUUCGUUACGCACACAAAAUGUGCCAUGAUUGCUCCUAAAACAUGCGGGUUACCUCAAGGACUUGUAAAGCACUAUGCAAAAUCCGUAGUCAAGACUAAUUCGGAUGACGUAACAUUUAAAAUGGAAAAUGCAAAUUGUCAAAGUCUAGAAAAAUUAGAAGGAUGGAUUAAAAUUUUAAACACGACUAAAACAAAUUGGGAAAAAAAAUAUGCUAAACUCGAAGAAAAUAAAGUUUUAAUAUUUGACGAAAAACCGGUAGAUUCAACUGUUGUUCCUUUAAAUUCGUUUAAUCUUUGUCCCGAUAAUGGACAGGUUAUCGUUGGAGAGAGCGUUGACCCCAAAGAACUACCCAAUACGGCUUCAGCUAACUUACCUUUUAUUAUAAAGAUUGCGUGCGUUCCGGAAACGACUUGUUGGCCCGAACAAAUAAAUUACUUGAUGAUAUUAUCUUCUUCCGACAAGACAAAAUGGUUAUCGGCAUUAAACAGUGCGGUUAUAAAUUCAAAAGUCGAUGAAAAUCGAAAAUACGCGGGUUCCGUCGUUUAUUCUUUUCCGAAAGACUCGAUUUUGAAUGUUAAUUGUGUAAUUCAAAUCAGCGAAAAGUUAUCUCUUUUGGGAACAGAAGAAGGUUUAUUUUCCUUCAAACUCUCAACUCCCAACGCUCAACCCGUCAAAAUAGAAGGAAUAUCUAAAGUUUUUCAAAUGGCUCUUGCACCGCAAAUAGGCGUUGAUCUCAUGAUUGUUGAAAAAGAAAGAAGAUUGGUCAUGUGCGAUCAUCGAGCUUUGAUUAGCAAUGCAGAAGCAGCAGCUUGUUCUAAUCCCAGCAUAAGCGUUCGCCCGAUAGAAAAGAAUUUGGAAAAAGAAAGUUGUAUAAUGUUUGCCAUAUCGCCACCGAACGCAGACAAAGAAGUUUUUGUUACCGUUGCAACACACAACAAACUUUUCAUUUUAAAAUGGUGCUACAAGACGAGCGAAUUUUACAAAGCGAAAGUUCUCGAAACGUUGCAUCCGUGCAAUUGCGUUUUAUAUUUAAAACAUUCGGUCAUUGUCGGAUGCGAUAAAUUUUUUAAAAUCGAUUUGAAUGAUUUUUCAGCGACAGAAUUUUUGGAUCCGUCGGUAAAAUCAUUAGCAUUUUGGAAAAUAGGAAGUUUUCCAAUGGAAAUAUUUCGCAUUUCGAAAUCGGAAUUUCUUUUAUGUUUUAACGAAUUUGGAGUUUUCGUAGAUGAAGAAGGAAGAAAAACACAAUGCGAUUUGAAAUGGAGUAAAGUUCCUUGUGAUUUUGCAUAUUCAAAGCCUUACCUUUUUGUGAUACAUUUGGCGUCCGUGGAAGUCAUUCGAGUGCCUUUUCUGGAUUCGAAAUCAUCAGAUGAUAGCAUUUGCACUUCGUCAACGGCUACAAUCAACGAUUCCGCUCAAAUAAAUCUUUCUUCUCCUCAAUAUUUGGGUGAAAGUAAAUCGCCAUGUUCGAUAUUCGUUAAAGCAAAUUCAUCAACUCAUGUUAAUUUACUCUUGAUCGAAGGAAAUAAAUUGUAUAAAAACGAUUUGGGAAGUUGCAUGAGCUUGAAUACGAAAAUUAAUAUUUUAGCUCUUGUCAUAGCAUCUUGUUUUUCGUCUUUGGCUGAACACCAAGUCAGAGAUAAUAAAAACGAUGGAGACGAAUUUAGUUUUACGUCGUCCAUCGUUCAUUCGUUGGAAAAUGUCGGAACAUCGACUCCCAGGGAUUCGGAUGAAGAAUCAUGUUCGACUUAUACCGUGUCGGAAAAUGAUAAUUUAAACAAUAGAAAAGUCGUUACGUUCGAACAGAAAAGCGUUUUGUAA
Messenger RNA from Pediculus humanus corporis (human body louse), 5886 nucleotides. RefSeq lists its product as uncharacterized. The record is from RefSeq and is a predicted model, not a curated record. Gene Ontology annotation, cellular component: actin cytoskeleton; cytoplasm. Bases 1 to 5886 code for a protein of 1961 amino acids. Gene Ontology annotation, molecular function: ATP binding; protein serine/threonine kinase activity. Gene Ontology annotation, biological process: actomyosin structure organization; mitotic cytokinesis; peptidyl-threonine phosphorylation. NCBI's taxonomy places the organism in Eukaryota, Metazoa, Arthropoda, Insecta, Psocodea, Pediculidae. The transcript is spliced from 29 exons.